Haliotis rubra (blacklip abalone) is the source of this 1778-nucleotide messenger RNA. RefSeq lists its product as uncharacterized. The transcript is spliced from 8 exons. The record is from RefSeq and is a predicted model, not a curated record. Gene Ontology annotation, cellular component: membrane. NCBI's taxonomy places the organism in Eukaryota, Metazoa, Mollusca, Gastropoda, Lepetellida, Haliotidae. The coding region runs from base 98 to 1669 and encodes 523 amino acids. Gene Ontology annotation, biological process: cell communication.
ACGAACACUGGAUAAACCUGUGGGUUGUAUAAUGUGUUCGAUAUCCGAUCUGUAUCCAGUACCAUCGGUACACGUGUAAGGGAUACCACCAUUUAAGAUGAAGACAAGAGGAAUACACGUGGCUUUACUUCUCUGGCUGUUGAUUAUCAAGAAUGUGAGUGCUGACGGCAAGCUGGACAUUCUGUUCAUCAGUUACUGGUCGGAUGGCAAGAAUAUCAGUGGGAACUGUUGUGACAGUGGAGGCUACUUUUAUUGUACCGAUAAGUGUGAUCCAAUGUUUAUCCUGUGCAUUGAUAUACCAGGCGGAAGAAAGCCUUGCUCUCUUUAUGACAACGCCACAGACUACAUAGAUGACCACAACAUAAUGGAUUUUGGAAGCAGCAUUCAAGGAACACCAAAUCCUUUCAUCAUACAAGUGGACAAAGCAGUACCGUACUCGAUAGAAAUAACGGUGGAGGUGUAUGACAAUAAUGACAUCUCCAGUGAUGACCACAUGGACACACUCUCUAAGCUGAUCAACAUCCGAGCCGCUGCUACAGAACAGGAAGCUGUGUACACCCAUUACACAUUGUGGGGAAGGACAGAGUUAAAGAUUGCUGUCAGUGCCUACUGUGACCCGGACUGGUACGGGUAUGCGUGUGAGAGACAUUGCAAGGCAACAACUGACCACAGUCACUACAGCUGCCACCAACACACAGGUGCUAAAAUGUGCUUUCAAGGUUGGACGGGAGACAACUGCGAUCAAGACAUCGAUGAAUGCGCAGAAAUUGACAACACAUGUGAAAAUAGGAGGUCGCCUGAUGGUUGGGACAUAGGCCAAUAUGUGUCGGCCAUUCUACCUCCUGUGGGACUUGUCCUGAUGUCUGUACUGCUUCUGGUGGCUUUCUUCAUCUGGAGAAGAAGAUCAGACAGGUCGGCAAACGUCACAGGCGACGACCAAAUCAACCUAUAUGUGAUCAAUGUCCCCUGCAGCAGGAACCUGAAUAGACCCGGUACCGUCACAGGUUCACAGGAUGCAAGUUUAUCUCCAGAUGGUGACACUAGUCUUGGCUUUGAUGAAGCACAAGUGGGAACACACGAUACAGCCUGUGAUGAGAUAUCAAACACCCAACCAACGACUGAAAAUGUUAACCUUGACCCAGAGAAUCUUUGGGGAUCAAGCGGUUAUCGAGAUGACCACGCACGUCUUGGUGACGUCGCAACACCAGAUACUCGCCGUCAUAUUACAUCAAUCAUCCAACCAGUCACUGAAGAUGUUCCUCUGGAUCCGGGAAGUCUACGGGGUGGUGGUGUGUCUCCGGAUGACUACGCACGUCUUGGUGACGUCGCAACACCAGAUACUCGCCGUCAUAUUACAUCAAUCAUCCAACCAGUCACUGAAGAUGUUCCCCUGGAUCCGGGAAGUCUACGGGGUGGUGGUGUGUCUCCGGAUGACCACGCACGUCUUGCUGACGUCGCAACACCCGAUACUCGCCACCAUGUUCCAUCAUAUACGCCUCUUGACUUGCUUCCAUGUACCUCUGGAGGUGGUCUGACUCAGACCAGCAACUAUGAACCGCUCGAUCGUUGUGAGGAAGAAGAUGCAGCGUGCAUUGUCGUCGAAGACCACGAUGCUGAGGACAUCUCAGAUGAAAACCCCUACGUUCAUCUUGUAGUUAUAAACAGAUAGAGUCAUCGUUGCUCUAGACGAUGAAAUGGUCAUCAAAAAACAAUUACGAAAGGAAAUUAAUAUGUAGGACAGGGUCUCGGAUUUCUUUCCGCGAAAAGCUCAUGCUAUA